This is a messenger RNA of Erythranthe guttata (spotted monkey flower), 561 nucleotides long. The record is from RefSeq and is a predicted model, not a curated record. Lineage: Eukaryota; Viridiplantae; Streptophyta; Magnoliopsida; Lamiales; Phrymaceae.
AUGGAAUUCUCCUUUGCUUCAAUGUUCAUUCUAAAACUUGCCCUUCUCUCUCUACUCGGCAUCGCAACAUUCGCCAAUAACAUACCAACGAAUAAACUAAUUUCCGAUAUAUGUCCGAAAACAAAGAACCCUAAAAAAUGUGCCGAUAUUUUGAGUAUCGGUAAUAGCACUCGUCCUGCUAUUCCCCUCGAUGGAUUGGGAUUAACGAUCUUGGAUGUUGCGAUAUUCCAAGCCAAUUUAUCCGUAGACGCGUUUAACCUUGUAAUAAUUAAAAUAAAAAAUCUUCCAACCAAAGAGAAGGAGAAAUAUCAGAAAUGUGGCGAUGGUUACGCGGGGGCCGUGAAGAAGCUAGGUGACGCGAAAACUGCGUGGAUUAAAAAGAAUUACGCGUUAGCAAGAAAGAGUAUAGAAGUUGCGAACGAUGCACCUAUUUCUUGUGAGAAGGAACUAAAAGCAAUCCCACCACCGUUGAUUUCCGUUACGACAGUAAACGAAAUUUCACACAUUACUUUUGAGAUUGCUCUUGUUAUAGUGAAACACUUGGAGGGUACACAAAAAUGA